GGGGGUCCCCAAUUGUCCCCUACUUUGGGGUUCCUCCUCAUUCCCAUCCAUGGAGACCCCCUGUCCCCCUCCGUGGGGCUGGGGAAAGGAGCCCCGAUCUCCCGGUACCUCCAUGGGGUGCAGCCCCCAGCCCCAAUAAGCCCCGCAGGGGAUGCGGGGGGGAGGAGGGGGCUCCGCCUCCCGGUUCCGGCGCUGCGAUCGAUUCCGCCGUUCCCUGCAGCCCCGCUCCGCCCCCCCGCGGCCUUUCCCGGUACGGAGGGGCGAGAAGGCGAUGGUGGAGCCCCCCAACUUCUCAUGGGUGGCAGAGGGGCGGCUGGCGGGGCUGGCCAUGCCACGAGAACCGGGUCAUUACCGCUUCCUGCUGGGCCAGGGCGUGAGGCACCUGGUGUCACUGUCUGAAAGGGCCCCCCCGCAUCAUGGCUGCUGCCCCACGCUGCAGCUCCAUCGCUUCCGUGUGCCUGACUUCACCCCACCGACACCCGCACAGAUCCAGAGCUUCCUGCAGCUGGUGGAGGAGGCCAAUGGACGUGGGGAGGCGGUGGCUGUGCACUGUAUGCUGGGGCACGGCCGGACGGGCACCAUGUUGGCCUGCUACCUGGUGAAGACAAAGAAGAUGAGCGGCAGCGACGCCAUCAAGGAGAUCCGCAGGCUGAGGCCGGGCUCCAUUGAGACACGGGAACAGGAACAAGCUGUCAUGGAGUUCUACCAGCACUUCAGUGCUGGAGAGGACAGCAAGGAGGUGUGAGCAAACAUGAGCAUCUCUACAAGCAGCACGUGCUGGAUGGAGGGGAGAUGCUCCCUGAGAAGCUUUGCGCAUCCUGCUUGGUGCCACCAUCUGUCUUGUCCCCAUUAAAGGACUUCUUGUUGCUCCUCUCCACUUCUGUUUGUGGAACUAAAGGGUCACCAGAGACCCCCCCACCUUCACCGUGUCCCACCAUUGCACCACGUUGACUUGCUGCCAUCCCCGAGCUGCACUCCUCAGCCUUCAUCCCAAUCAUCACCGCUUGGAACCCAUCAAUAGCACCCGAAAAUCAGGGAUCCCAUAUCACAAGGCUCUGAAUUUCAGCCUGCCAUCCUCAGAGCUGAUCAACUGCCAAUGCACUGACGCAACAUGGAGGGUGAGAGCAAUGUCAGCUCCCCAGGGCCGUCCCGGGACGUGGAUGCUUAAAGUGAAGCUUAGAUGGAAUUUAGGCAUCUCCGUUCCAAAAAUCCAAUCCUGAAAAUCUCUUCUCA
Molecule: messenger RNA, 1233 nt
Organism: Coturnix japonica (Japanese quail)
Lineage: Eukaryota; Metazoa; Chordata; Aves; Galliformes; Phasianidae
Gene: DUSP23
Product: dual specificity phosphatase 23
Biological process (GO): protein dephosphorylation
Source: RefSeq, a predicted model, not a curated record